Telopea speciosissima is the source of this 956-nucleotide messenger RNA. RefSeq names its product bifunctional monothiol glutaredoxin-S16, chloroplastic. Lineage: Eukaryota; Viridiplantae; Streptophyta; Magnoliopsida; Proteales; Proteaceae. The transcript has 4 exons. Bases 37 to 939 code for a protein of 300 amino acids. The record is from RefSeq and is a predicted model, not a curated record.
UCUCACUCAUUCACUCUGCUUUUAAGAGCUUAAUCCAUGGCCGCAAUCAACCCCUCUAUUCUUCCAGGCUCCUCUUUCUGCGCUUUAUUUUCUCGUGCCCCCAAGAAUGCCCCUCAUCUUUCUUUGUAUUCCCAUCUCAGACACUCCACCUCCUUUCCUUCUCUAUCCUCGAAGCUCGACAAGUCUGGCAGAAAAUUCCCUUCCUCCACCGUUGUCUCUGCUCUUAAGAAACUUUCAGAGACGGAGCUUUUCGUCAUUCCUGAUGAAACAGUACAACUCGCCACACAAAUCCCUUCAGAUUCUGGCGUAUACGCCGUCUACGAUAAGAACAACGAUCUUCAAUUCAUCGGUAUCUCGCGAAGCAUCGGAGCCAGUAUUCUCUUCCACCGGAAAUCAGUCCCCGAUCUCUUCCAAUCCGUCAAGGUGGGAGUGGUGGAUGAGCCUGAGCGAACGGCCCUAACGCAAGCGUGGAAAUCAUGGAUGGAGGAGCACAUUGGAGCCACCGGAAAGGUCCCACCGGGAAACGAAUCGGGAAACACCACGUGGUUCCGGCAGUCGCCGCAGAAGAAGAAGAAACCGGAUCUCCGGUUGACGCCGGGCAGGCACGUGCAGCUGACGGUGCCAUUGGAGGAGCUAAUUGAUAGGCUAGUGAAGGAGAACAAGGUGGUGGCCUUCAUCAAGGGAUCGAGAAGUGCUCCGCUGUGUGGGUUCUCAGAAAGGGUGGUGGGGAUAUUGGAGAACGAAGGGAUGGAGUUCGAGAGCGUGGACGUGCUGGACGAAGAGUAUAACUUUGGGUUGAGGGAGACUCUGAAGAGUUACAGCAAUUGGCCUACAUUCCCUCAGGUGUUUGUGAAUGGGGAAUUGGUUGGUGGGUGUGAUAUCUUAUCGUCCAUGCACGAGAAGGGCGAGCUUGCGUAUUUGUUCAACAAGAGUAAUUAGUGCUUCUGGAUUUUUGU